Messenger RNA from Megalobrama amblycephala (Wuchang bream), 4001 nucleotides. It is a transcript of the gene cryaa, whose product is annotated as crystallin, alpha A. The transcript is spliced from 4 exons. The record is from RefSeq and is a predicted model, not a curated record. The coding region runs from base 2764 to 3285 and encodes 173 amino acids. Gene Ontology annotation, biological process: protein refolding; lens development in camera-type eye; response to heat. Gene Ontology annotation, molecular function: protein folding chaperone; structural constituent of eye lens. NCBI's taxonomy places the organism in Eukaryota, Metazoa, Chordata, Actinopteri, Cypriniformes, Xenocyprididae.
ACAGUACUAAAUAAACAAUAACAUGCCUUUUGUAUGAUCUCUCUUAUUUUGUUAAAAUUAUUCACAUUUUCACAGAUUCUGCAAGUGGUUCCCAUACUUUUUCAUGCAACUGUAAAAUAAAGAACAUCUGAUAGCCAAUGCGAAUGUGAAGGGGGCAUUUUGGACUUCUAAUUAAUCAAUAUUAGUUUCCUAGCCAGCAGGGUGACAAAGUCAAUUGCAUCUUGUUUAAAAGUUGACAAGGUUGGUACUGCAGGGCAAACUCCGAACAAAGCAGUGAGAGCAUUCGGUUCAGUUAUUUCCACUGUAAUAAAUGCUAACGUUUCAAAAAAUAUUGUUCAAAAAAGUGAAGGGCAAAGCCAAAACAUAUGAAUCAGGUUUGCUGGAGUUUGCAAUACAUCAACAAAUAAUGGAUGAAGGCCAUAAACAGCAUCUAGACAGAUUUUUUUUUUUUUUUUUUUUUUUUUUGAAGAUACUGAUGCUUGUAAGAUACAGAUGUUUGCAUCUUCUCUCCAGGCCUGACAUAAAAUAUCCUUUCACCUCAAGCUCUUGUAAUAGUUCUGUUCAUGAUACAGUCCACUGAGAAAAGCUUCAGACAAAAGCUGCUGACUGAGCUGAAACCUGGCCAAAGAUUAAACCACCCAUCCGGUGGCCUGGUCGCCCAUCCUCACUCCAUUGGCCAAUGCACCCCUCCCAUGGCUGGGGUCUGUUUGCCAAGGCUGUUGAGUAUGUGGUAUGGAAACAGGGCCUUGCUGGUUUACAGUUAAGCCUCACCAGCGUGCCAGGUGAAAGCCCCUGGGGAUUACCCUAAUGCUGCCCCACAGACCAGAGGGGAAGUCAUCACAUCUAGGAUCAGAAUUAUGGGUUCAAAGCUGCUCUGGUCGGACAGAUGAGUUAAAUAUUCCACACCUAAAGCCUUUGUUAAGCCAUUUCACUGUACAUGUAUAUGUGUGUCAAUGCACUUACUAUAUGCAGUAUUAAAUUAUUUCCAUAAAAAACAGCAGUUCUGCUACCAAAAAGAAUGUGCAUGAUGAUAAUAAUUAUGUUAAAAUCAUGUAAUAAUUUGUGUAGUUUGCAUUAUUUCAAUUUUUACUACUAUUUUCUCUACGGUAUUAUCCAGAAAGGAAUAGUUUGCCCAAAAAUUAAAAUUCUGUCAUCAUUUACUCACGACUCAUGCCACUGAAAACUAACGUAUGAUUUUCCUUCUUCUGCAUAACACAAAAGAAGAUAUUAUAUAUAAUGUUUCAGCUUCUUUUGUCUAUAGUCAAAGUCAAAGGGGUCCAAAUAUUUCAAUCUCCAAAAAGGAGCGUAAAAAAUAAUCCAUGCAAAUCUGAAUUUGAAGUGUUUAUUCAAUCUGAAAUCACUGAUCAACUCAUGUAUGUAGAGACCAGAUCAAAUAUAAUGACACUUCACUGUAGUAAUGAUAAGAGCUAGUGACACAAAAUGUUUUCACAAACAGCUCUCGAAGCUUUUCAAACCUUAUUAAAACAUUUUGAUAUAUUUUGCAGUGCAUGUGAUAUUCAUCUUGUUUGUUUGCCCAUGGUUCUGAAUGCUUAACCCUAUAAAGCCUGCGGUAUCAUAUUUGAUCCACAUAUUUAUAAGGCCUCUAAAUUAUCAAUGGUCAAAAGAAACCUUGAUGAAAAACCUGUUGUAUACAAUCUGCUACAUGCCUUCUGUCGCCUUUUACCAUAAUUGUAAAAAUGUCCACCUUUAGGUCUUGGUACUUUUUGCAGAGAAAUUCUUUACUGAUUUCUGUUAAGUAAAUAUAAGAAUAACUUUUAUAUUCGUAGUGAUAUUUCAAGAUGAACACUGAACUGAAGCAACUUAGAUUUACUGGAUAUAUAUAUAUAUAUAUAUAUAUAUAUAUAUAUAUACACCAGGCAUUUAAGGAAUGUUUAUUUGUACAUCAUGUAUUGCUUAAUAAAGAGCUUUGUUCACAAAACUAAGCUUUAAUUAUCAUCUUUCUAAGAUACAUUAUUGGGAGUUAUAGACUAACAGUUGGAUUUUAUGUGAAUAGUCUGUUAUAAACAUUAAUUUACGUUAAAGAACACUAUCUUUUUGGCCAUAUAAAUAUCAGCAACUGCACUGCACUUUUUUUUUUUCUUUUUUUUUAAAGAUUUUUCUGAUUAUUAUUUUGUCAGGCUUUGAAGGUUUAAAAACAUGUACAUAAUACUUAUGUUUAGUUUCAUUCUGCAGAGCAUGGGAAUUGCAGUCAUUCACUACAUUCCCUCCACUAAUCUCUCUCUUUACUAACUGUAGUGCACAUGCAAUUCAGGAUGUUAUGUAAUUUGUGUUCUGUAACAUUUUAGCAUUGGUUUCCAUAGAAUUUUGCAGACUAACAACUUUUUUUAGUGAAGCUUCAAUUUUGAGGAUGAAACAUCUGGUGAACCAAGUGGCCAUAACACACCAUUAGUAAAGUUCUGCAGCCACUCCACUUCAUCUGUUUGGUCUGGUUUGUUUUGGCAGGCACUUAUUUUCCGGUGAUAGCUGGGCCACCAGGCUACUGCCGGGAGCCAUUCAGGGCUAGACUGUCAUUCUCAGGUAUAUAACCAGGGGGUUUUCUCCAUUGAGGACGGCACACAUCAUUUGGGGAUCUUUGUCUACUGUACCAGUCUUUAUCAGCCUCCUACUCUCCUUCAGUCCACAUCUUCUCCUUCGAAAAUUUCCUCAACAUCAGGAGCAAGUAGUCACAGUCAGGCUCAAAUCGCUGAGAUUUGCCAGUCAACUUUUAGCUAAUCGAAGUUGAGAGUUUCCAAGCCUGACAUUAUGGAUAUUGCCAUCCAACACCCCUGGAUCAGACGCACCAUGGGCUACCCCACCCGGCUCUUCGAUCAGUUCUUUGGAGAAGGCCUGUUCGACUAUGACCUCUUCCCCUUCGCUGCCUCAACUAUCAGCCCUUACUAUCGACACUCACUCUUCCGCAACUUCCUGGACUCCUCCAACUCAGGCAUCUCUGAGGUGAGGUCUGACAGAGACAAAUUCACAGUGUUCCUGGAUGUGAAACACUUCUCUCCUGAUGAGCUCAAUGUCAAGGUGACAGAUGACUAUGUGGAGAUCCAGGGCAAGCAUGGAGAAAGACAGGAUGAUCACGGCUACAUCUCCCGUGAAUUCCACCGUCGCUACCGUCUGCCUUCCAACGUGGACCAGUCUGCCAUCACCUGCACACUGUCUGCUGAUGGCCUGCUCACUCUUUGUGGACCCAAGACUGGUGGCAUAGACGCUGGCCGUGGAGACCGCACCAUCCCUGUUACCCGUGAGGACAAGAGCAACUCAGGCUCCUCCUCCUAGACAGGCCGCACCCCACAGCCAGGUGGUGGUUUGGAGGUGUGAGUGGGGCUCACAGGGGGGUCUAGGCUUUAAUUUCAGAGGGCAUCUAAAGGUGGAUUUAAGCAAAUCCUUUAUUUGUUUGUCAUUAAACAAGCCCUUCCUCCCACUUCCACCUCAAAGGGUGUCAGUGUAUAUCUGAUCUAAUACCUUCUUUCAUUAGACUACACUAGCUAAAAAUCUCCAUAAUCCACUAUGAUUGUUUUCAUUUUUUUCAUUAUAUGCUACUCACACAGGGAAUGGAUCAGGAUGAUUGGCUGGGGGUCUUAAAGAAAGAGGUGAAAAGAUUUCUUCACUCAACCCUCUACCCUCCUCUCUAGUCAGAUGUUAAGCGACAAGCAGUCAUUGUCACACUGGCGAUAUAUUACGAGAGUAAUUAUUAUUUAAAAGCAUAAUCCUUUACUGUAUAGGAUCAAUUGUAGAACUAAAUACUCUGAGGAAGGUUAACAAGGGGAGGUGGAGAGCUUAGUUAAAAUCACCCUGUUUGAAGAUUUCUGAUCCGAGAGAUUCCAUUACUGGCACCAGUCAGACCUCCGCUUCCUCUCUUUCCUGUGUCAAGACCUCUUUUCUAGAUCUCUCUUGUCAUUGACUCUUUCCUGUUUUGUAGGUUUUAGCCCUGUUCUACUGAUUACAAACUCCCAAGUGAUUAAAAAAAUAAAGUUGUACCAUUAACCAUUAGA